Messenger RNA from Belonocnema kinseyi, 1291 nucleotides. Its product is annotated as iron-sulfur cluster assembly 2 homolog, mitochondrial. Gene Ontology annotation, cellular component: mitochondrion. Bases 215 to 604 code for a protein of 129 amino acids. The transcript has 3 exons. Gene Ontology annotation, biological process: iron-sulfur cluster assembly. The record is from RefSeq and is a predicted model, not a curated record. Gene Ontology annotation, molecular function: iron ion binding; 2 iron, 2 sulfur cluster binding; 4 iron, 4 sulfur cluster binding. Lineage: Eukaryota; Metazoa; Arthropoda; Insecta; Hymenoptera; Cynipidae.
UUGACAUAAUCUUAUCUUCUCCAAGAGUGUUCUCAAGUACUGUCUACUGUUUAACAAUCUUGAAAUUAUUUCAUCUAAGGCCACAUAGUUGUGAGUCACAUUUGAGCUUUUGGAGAAAGAGUCUUGGAAAACGUGUACAAAAUAUAAAUGCCAAGUUGUUGUAAUCAUUAAUUUCCCACAAGCUGUAAAUGCGUAAACAAAACUGUCUCCACGGAUGAAUGCACCCCUUCAAAUUCAUCGCAAUUCAUCACCCAAAUCUGCCGUAAACACAACUGAUGAUGCUCUUAUUAUCAGCGACAGUUGCGUAAAACGUCUCAAAGAAAUAUCUGAAAAUGGAGGAUGUUUGAGGGUCAUAGUUGAGGGUGGAGGAUGUUCUGGAUUUCAAUACAAAUUCGAUCUGGAUUCAAACAUUCAUGAUGACGACAAGAUCUUUCAAAAAGAUGGAGCAAAAGUCGUCAUCGACGAAACUUCUCUAGAAUACGUGAAAGGAUCGACAAUAGAAUAUCACAAAGAAUUAAUUCGUUCAGCAUUCAGAAUAACGAAUAAUCCACUAGCAGAACAAGGAUGUAGCUGCGGUAUUAGUUUUGCGAUCAAGGUAGACUGAUUUACGAAACUAGCCUCCUUUCUCCUAAAAAUUGAUGAUUAAAAGUUUUUUUAAAUAUAUAUUCUGCUAGACAGACGAAAGUAUUGUAAAAUAAAUUUUCAAUAAUUGUUAAUUACAUAGUUAUAUGUAAUGACCCAAUUAUUUAUCAUUUACUCUUCAAAGAUUUGUAUUAUUUUUAAUUGAAAGGAGCUAUUGCGUUGUCUGGAAAAUGAUUGAUGUUGCUUAUUUCAUUGCAAUAACGCGUAAAUAUUUUUUAAACAUUUUGUAAACCCUUUCAUAACCAGUUUCCUCAAAUUGAAAGGAAUCUAAUUUUCCUUUUAGCAAUAUUUUUCUGGACCCAAGCAAGAGGUUACUUUCACUAUUUUAUUUUUAUAAAGAAUUUGUAUUAGUGAGAUAUUGUAAGAAAGGAAGAUUACAAAAGGUUUAACGUUUAGAGAUUUAUUUAAUAUUUUAUAAAUAAAAACAUCGAAUGUGAAAGACCGUAACUACAGCUGUAAAGAUGGACAGAGCCGAAUUUUUUUUCCUAGUCAACGUUCAGUGUUUUUUAAUAUGUACAUAAAACUUGGUUCGUCAGCGAGAACUUAUUAUCACGGAAUGUGUCCAAUUUUCGAUUAAAUCGACACCUGUGUUUUUCACUUUCCUCUUUUGUUGUUCUGAAAUAAUAAAAAUUUAAAUUAGUGAAUCCUA